Durusdinium trenchii is the source of this 201-nucleotide messenger RNA. NCBI's taxonomy places the organism in Eukaryota, Dinophyceae, Suessiales, Symbiodiniaceae. The record is from the annotation of a GenBank genome assembly.
AUGUUCCCCAACGGUGAGGUUGAUCCUUGGAGUACAUGCAGUGUGCUGCAAGCUCCCAGCCCGGAUUUGCCUGUACUGUACGUGUAUGGUGCUUCUCACCAUGCCUGGACGUGGCCAAGCCGGAGUGGGGAUCAGGAGAGUGUCAUGGCUGCUCGGAGCAAAAUCAGGCGUCAGGCGAGAGUUGUCGUUGUGCUUGAAUGA